Molecule: messenger RNA, 1984 nt
Organism: Pseudopipra pipra
Lineage: Eukaryota; Metazoa; Chordata; Aves; Passeriformes; Pipridae
Product: cytochrome b-245 light chain
Exons: 6
Coding region: 757-1308 (183 amino acids)
Molecular function (GO): heme binding
Source: RefSeq, a predicted model, not a curated record
GCAUGGCCUCUGUCCCCCUGCACAGCCCCUGUCACCCUACAUGGUCCCUGUCCCUUGCACGUCCCCUGUCCCCUCCCUGUGCCUUGCAGGACUGAUCCUGUCAUUGAUCCCUCAGAUGUCCCUUGUGGGGACAGGCAGCUCCUGGCCCCUGGCCCCCUAGUUGUUUCUGUUGGCACUGAUCCUGUUCCCCCACAUAGCCCCUGUCCCUUGCAGGACUGAUCCUGUCCCACAUCUCUCAGGUGUCCCUGCUGGGGCUAAUCCUGUUCCCCCCAUGUUCCUUGUGGGGCUGAUCCUGUCCUGGACCAGACAGAUCCUGUCCCCUGCCACACCAUCCUCAUUAACCCAGCAUGUCCUGUGUCCCCCUGUGUCCCUUGGACUGAUCCUGCCCCCCCGGACCAGACAGAUCCUGACCCUCCACACCAUUCUCAUCACCCACCACGUCCCCUGUCCCCCGGGGGUCGGUGCCAUGUCCCCUCGGGGGGCUGCGGGGGGUCCCCGGGGGGCGUGGCCAGUGUGGAAAGGGGCGUGACCGAUGCCAAAGGGGCGUGGUCAGUACUUGGUUACAUUGUAUCCGCCUUCCGGGUCGGGACCAGCCGAGCCGAGCUUAACCCGGGCCGAGCCUAACGGGGCCGGGACCAGCCGAACCCCAGCGGGCCGAGCCUAACAGGGCCAGGAGCAGCCCAACUCGCUCGGGCCGAGCCGAACGGAGCCGGGAAUAGCCAAAUCGGCUCGGGCCGAGCCGAUCCCCUCCGGACCAUGGGGCAGAUCGAGUGGGCCAUGUGGGCGAACGAGCAGGCACUCGCCGCCGGGCUCAUCCUGGUGACAGGCGGGAUCGUGGCCGUGGCGGGGCAGUUCAAGGGCUGGUACUUCGCUGCGUACUCCAUUGCGGCAGGCGUCCUGGUCUGCCUGCUCGAGUAUCCCAGAAGCAAGAGGAAAAAGGGCUCCACCAUGGAGAGGUGUGGCCAGAAGUACAUGACAGCUGUGGUGAAGCUGUUUGGGCCCCUGACCAGGAAUUACUACAUCCGAGCCAUCCUUCACGCUGCCCUGGCUGUCCCUGCCGGUUUCCUCCUCUCCACCAUCCUGGGCACCGUCUGCCUGGGCAUUGCCAGUGGCAUCUACCUGCUGGCCGCGGUGCGUGGGGAGGAGUGGAGACCCAUCGAGCAGAAGCCCCGGGAGCGGCCGCAAAUGGGGGGCACCUUCAAGCAGCCCCCCAGCAACCCCCCGCCCCGGCCCCCCGCUGACGCCCGCAAGAAGCAGCCGGCAGAGGUGGGGGGGCAGGUGAACCCCAUCCCUGUGGAGGCUGAGUAACGGGGGGACCUGCCUGCCCUGCUCUGCUGCUCCUGCUUCCCAGCUGCUCCCCAGAUUCACUGUGGGAACCGGGGGCUCAGCUCCAGGAGAUCCCCAAGGCCCUGGCACUGCUCAGCUUAUCCCCAGCUCCUGGCGAUGCUCAGAUCCCUGAGGAUCAUCAGUUCUCCCUGGGCUCCCCAGCUCUCCAAAGCAUUCCCAAAUCCCCAGGGGUGCUUAGUUCCCUGUGGGGUCUCUAGCCCUCAGGGGUUCCCCAACUUCUGGAGAUCUCCAAAUCCCUGGGAAUGCUGAGCUUCUCAGGACUCUCUUCAGCUCCCAGGGCUUCUCAAAUUCUCAGCCAUGCGAUGCUCCCUGUGGAGUCUCCAGCUCCCAGGGGCUCCCCAGCUUCUGGAGAUCCCCAAAUUCCUGGGGAUGCUCAGCUUCCUGUGGGGUCUGCAGCCCCUAAGGGCUUCCCAGCUUCUGAGGAUCCCCAAAGCCCUGGACAUGCUCAGCUCCCUGAGAGUGUCCAAGCUCUCCAAGCAACUCCCAGUUCCCAGGGGGAUCCCCAAAUCCCUGUGGAACACCAACUCUCAGGGACCCCCAGCCCCAAGGGAGGUCAGGCAGCUCUGCUCUCAUCACCAGCUCUCCCUUUUUUUUGUCACUUCCGCAGUUGCUGUUGCAAUAAAAAGUGGGAAAGGCA